AACAAAUUGAAUUCAACAUGACCAAGGAAGAUGCUUGCCGUAUUUGUUGUAAAACUGAAUCGUUCGAAAUGUUUCGCCUUUCGGAUCCAUCGUUUGAUGGCAGCAGGACGACUGCUCAAGUGAUAGAAGAUUGCUUUGGCUUAUCGAUAUCGGAAGAGGAAAUGUCCAGUUUGCAUUGUGUAGAUUGUAAAAAUGAUCUGAUAGUUGCACUAAGGCUAGUUACUAAGAUUCGGGAAUCGGAUAUCAAACUUAAAUCGAUACUAAACAUACCGAAAGUUGAAAUUGUAGAACCAAGCGAAAAUAACAUAUCUUCUGUUUUCAUCGCCGAAGGUGAAAUCAAGUCGGAAAUAAAUGACGAAGGUUUUGAUAAAGUUGAAGAUGGGCUUGGUGAUCCGCCGGAAUCUCCACCAAAAACACCUCCCAAAAAACGUGGACGUCCAAGAAAGCUAAGUGUCGCACAUGCUAUUGAAAUACCCGAUGAUAAUCAGGAAUCUGUUGAGAUUGCUAAAGAAGAACAACCUGUCGAGAAACUGAUAAAAGAUCUAGAUAUUUCCAGUAAAGCUAGACGUUUCAGUACCUACUCAACUCGUUCGGAUGAUGCUCUUUCGGCUUCUUCGGGCGAUUCGGAUGAUACUGACUUCGAACCUGAUGCCGACUCGCAUGAUGAAUCCGAUGAACAGGCAGCCAGGAAACGCUCAUACUACGGUGUGAAGCUGAACUCUGAGCCGAAAAGGUGCUGUUCGUGUAAGAAUUUUCCACUCGAUUCUCAUGACAAGGUUGAAGAGCAUUCCGAUAAAUAUCAUCUCAAGAUGCGCGUGACAAAUCCGAAAGAUUACGGCGAUAAUUUAUUUGAGUGUCCGGUUUGUUUUGUAAGAUUCAAUGUAAAGAAGCUAUUUCUUCAGCAUCAACGGAAAAUGUACGUUGAUAUGUUGCAUCCCUGCAAGCAGUGUGAUGAGGAAUUUGCCAAUUUUUACGUUCUUCAGAAACACAUACAGCUCAAUCAUAAACGAAAGUUGAAACUUCGCGAGCUUGAGGAAAUGCGUAUUAAAAGUAACAUUUGUUGCGGCUGUCGGACGAAGUUCAACUCCCAGGAGGAGUUGAAGGAGCAUGCCAUAAAAGUUCACCUACCACAGCGCGAGGCUCCGGAUGGUGAAAACACCGUUGAGUGUGAUGUUUGCUACAAAACUUAUAAGUCUAUCAAGUAUCUUAAGGAUCAUAGGUUGCGAUUCUUCAAGAAGAAGAACCUAAUAUGUGCGCAGUGCGGUCGUAGUUUCCGUGAAAAAGCUCAGCUAGAAGGGCAUGAAGACUCUCAUCGCAACGUUCGGAGAUACGAAUGUCCUAUUUGCCACGCCAAAUUCUCAAUGAAGGCUUCUUGGCAAGCUCAUGUAAAAUACCACGACGCUCAGGAAAUCUACCAUUGUGAGUAUUGUGGAAAGGGUUUCCGAAAGAAAGGAUUGAUGAAGGCACAUCUGCGUAUUCAUUCCACCGAUAGACCACACAAGUGUCCAAUGUGUCCACUUACGUUCACUCAGAAGAACCGACUGAACUCUCACGUGCUGGAACAUUCCGGUCUAAAGUCAUUCAAAUGCGAUCGCUGCCCUGCAUCGUACGUCCAUCAGCGGGCUCUUCGGCGACAUGUCCGCGAUAAACACGAAGGAAUUCACAGUUUCAAGUGCAACAUUUGUCCAAAGGGAUUCAUCGAACUGAAACCAUUGUUAGUUCAUUUGAAAACUCACGAAAGAAGUCAUGAGGCGACUUUUUCAAAAAGUUAA
Messenger RNA from Ochlerotatus camptorhynchus, 1772 nucleotides. Its product is annotated as zinc finger protein 260-like. Gene Ontology annotation, molecular function: zinc ion binding. The record is from RefSeq and is a predicted model, not a curated record. The transcript has 3 exons. Gene Ontology annotation, cellular component: nucleus. The coding region runs from base 18 to 1772 and encodes 584 amino acids. NCBI's taxonomy places the organism in Eukaryota, Metazoa, Arthropoda, Insecta, Diptera, Culicidae.